Molecule: messenger RNA, 3266 nt
Organism: Salvia splendens (bonfire salvia)
Lineage: Eukaryota; Viridiplantae; Streptophyta; Magnoliopsida; Lamiales; Lamiaceae
Exons: 16
Coding region: 262-3117 (951 amino acids)
Molecular function (GO): phosphatidylinositol binding
Source: RefSeq, a predicted model, not a curated record
UUCCUUUCCCUCGUUUUCUCUCUCUUCCUCCCAAAUAGCACGAAAAUGCAGUUAUUUCUAAUGAAAGGAAAAGAAAGGAGAGGAAAUGACUAAAAUUUCUGACCUCGGGAAAAAAUCUGAAUCCUUUCUCUUCUCUGGAUUAUCAUAAGUGCGCGGAUUUGUUGAUUGGAAUGUUUUACGUUCUCGUCGCCGGAUCUAUUUGACGUUCGAUUGCAUUUCUCCAUAUAAUAGUAUUGUGUUAUAGCGAAGAAGAAACAAAUCAUGAAGACGAUGGCGGAUGGGAUACAGGAUCUAAUCCGGGAAGCAAAGCUUCGGACGGUGUGGUGGAUGCUCUGUAUUUUCACCGUGACUUAUUUCUUGACGCAUACGAGUAAAUCCAUGGUAAUGAAUGUUCCAGUUGCUAUCCUCCUUGUUGCUGGAAUGAGGAUACUAUUUAAUGAGGUGGAUUUCCAGUGGAAGGUUCGAAAUGUCCGAGCAACAUCUUACUUAUCACACUUAGAAAAGAAGCAGCUAUCUGCAAAUGACUCGCGGCUUUGUACCAAGCCGCCCUCGCCACAAGAGUGGAAGAGAAAGAUAGACUCCCCUGUUGUUGAAGCUGCUCUUGAGGAAUUCGUAAACAAGGCUCUGACUGAGUUUGUCAUAGAUUUGUGGUAUUCAGAUAUCACACCUGACAAGGAGGCGCCAGAGCUUAUACAUGCUAUAAUCAUGGAAGUUUUUGGUGAUAUAGCUGGAAGACUUAAAGAAGUGAACCUUGUAGAGCUUCUAACAAGGGAUAUAGUAGACCUGAUUGGGGAUCAUAUUGAUCUCUUCAGAAGAAAUCAGAUUGUAAUUGGAAGGGAUGUCAUGAACACAUUAUCUUCUGAGGAACGGGACGAAAAGUUGAAACGACAUCUCAUGGUCUCCAAAGAGCUUCACCCUGCUUUGAUAUCUUCAGAGUGUGAGUACAAGGUAAUUCAGCAGCUCAUGGGUGGGCUUUUAGCUGUUGUGUUAAGACCAACUGAAGCUCGAUGCCCAUUAGUUCGAUGUAUUGCUCGUGAACUGUUAACUUGCUUGAUAAUACAACCUCUUGUGAAUUUCGCCAAUCCCGUGUAUAUCAAUGAGUUAAUUGAAUACAUAAUUGCACUGUGCACCGAGUGGGUCAAGAAUCUUGCCAAUGCUCGAUCAACAAAAAAGGCAGGUCAGAACUCUGGCCAAACUGCCCCUGGAGAUAAUGAUUCCAGCAACCAAGGGACUGGCAUGCCUCCAUCUCAGCUCAAUGAUAACAAGGAGCUAGAGUUAGGGGCAUCUGGAAGUUCCCAACCUACAACAACGCAGGAUGAGCAUAUUCAUGCACGACCUGCGGAGUGGGCAAAAGUGUUUGAGGCUGCAUCUCAGAGAAGAACAGAGGUUCUUGAGCCUGAAAAUCUUGAUUUCAUGUGGACUAUAGGAAGAAACUAUAAAAAGGACUUUCAGAAGAAGGCUGCAUCAGAAGUUCAAGCCCCUGAACUUACUAGUUCAGUUCCUAUAAAAGAGUCGGUACCUGAUAUCCAAACAGAAGAUAAAGGUCAUAAGGAUAGUUUCCCAAGUGAUCUCAGUUUUGCUGUCUCAAGCAGGCCACAGGAUGUCGAGGAAAAUGUGUUUAAUAAGCUAGAGAAUAAUCCUAGUGUUCUCAACCAUGAAAAUAAUAGAAAGUUUAAAAGAUCAAACAGCAUCUCUCAUUUUGAAGUUCGACCAAAACUGCAGCCUAUAAUUACUAAUGUUAGAGAUCUUACUCCAGAUGGCCAGAGGGGUUCAGCCAAGGCAUCGUACAAUGUAGUUAUGUAUGUUCCAAAACUCAGAUGUAGGGUUAUUGGAGCAUACUUCGAGAAACUUGGAUCAACUUCUUUUGCAGUUUACUCGAUUGCUGUGACAGGUGCUAACAACAUCACUUGGUUUGUUAAAAGAAGAUAUCGAAAUUUUGAGAGAUUGCAUAGGCAUCUUAGGGACAUUCCUAAUUAUACAUUGCAAUUGCCUCCAAAAAGGAUAUUCUCUUCUAGCACGGAAGAUUCAUUUGUGCACCAGCGUUGUAUCCAGCUUGACAAGUAUCUCCAAGAUCUCUUGUCAAUUCCCAAUGUUUCAGAGCAACAUGAAGUAUGGGAUUUUCUUAGUUCCUCAUCUAAGAAAUAUUCAUUCGGGAAAUCGACUUCAGUGAUAACAACGCUGGCAGUUAAUGUGGAUGGUGCUAUGGAUGAUAUUGCACGCCAGUUCAAAGGGGUUUCUGAUGGCCUAAUGAAGAUAGUGGCUAAGUCACCGUCAGCUACUUCUGAACCGCCAUCUUCAUUUGCAACCAAAACUGUGGCCUGGCGUUCUGAUGAUGUGAAUAAGCUGUUUAUGAAGUCAAAUACUGAUUCACAUAACAGUUUUUCUGAUAAUGAGGAAGGUGAUAAAGAUAUAAUCCAUGGGCAACAUGAAGCAGAAAACUCUUCCCAUGCGAAUGGAGGGCAGUUCGAUGGUGAACUGAAAGAGGAUCCGACCGGGGUGCCUCCAGAGUGGACACCACCAAAUUUAAGUGUUCCAGUUCUAAAUUUAGUUGACAAUGUCUUCCAGCUCAAAAGAAGAGGCUGGCUAAGGAGGCAGGUUUUUUGGAUAUCAAAGCAAAUAUUGCACUUGAUCAUGGAGGAUGCCAUUGAUGACUGGCUUUUGAGACAGAUCCAAUGGCUCCGAAAAGAGGAGGUCAUCUCACAAGGGAUUCGGUUGCUUCAGGACCUUCUGUGGCCCGGUGGAAAAUUCUUUCUGACGUUCCGCAUUCAAUCAAAACUUAACAAUGACAAUACGGGAGCACAAACUACAAGUCACCAAGGUGGGAGGAAUGUUGCUCAGCCUCCAACUUUCGAGCAACAGCUUGAGGCAGCUCGCAGAGCUAGUGAUGUGAAGAAGAUCAUCUUCGAUGGUGCUCCGGCUGCCUUGGUCAGCUUGAUCGGGCGUAAGCAGUACAAACGUUGUGCUCGUGAUAUAUACUAUUUCAUUCAGUCUACAAUAUGUUUGAAGCAACUUGGGUAUGCAAUUCUGGAGCUUGUUCUGAUAACAAUAUUUCCAGAAAUGCGUGAGCUGGUGAGAGAUAUCCAUGAAAAGAUGCAUAUGCAGCACUCACAGUUUUGAGCUUUGUUAUACAUGUCAAGAAUUAGUGUAGUACUCGAAUUUACUUCAUUUUUUUAGGCCUUUCUGCAAUCCUGUUCCGAUGUUAUUUUCAAACACAAAUUGUAUUUCACUUGGAACAUAUUUUAGUAAUUAUCAUUAUUUAUUCUUAA